AGGAUUAUAUACAGGAGAAGAAGCGCAGUGCCCUAUUGUUAUUGAGAUUCAGGCACGCCUUUCCCAAGCGCCAUUAUUUAGUUGCUUCUGGCCCCGUUGCCGCCUGGCUAGGGUCAAAGAAAGCUAGUAAGCCAGCCACCGCCGAAGUGACGUGAAGCACCCCUUCAUCUUCAGGUUUGAGUUUGGGUCUUUUUUUAUUCCGUAAAGCUGCUUCCGGACGAAAAGAACAUUUUUUGAGGCUGUGGUGCUUCGCCAGGAGACUACGUACUGGAGUGCGGUUAUUUUAUCGUUCUUGUUUUUAAUAUUGGAGGUGACAAAGAACGACCGAUGGUGCAGUUACCUGCAAACUUUGCUUUCGUUUACCACGUAUGGCUUAUGCAGCCUUCGGUGGUAAUAUUCGCAAGCUCGCACUCCUUGCUCGCCGUGCCAAUCAGCCGGAAUUUGUGGUACAACCAGCACCCUUUCUCUCCGAGCCUGCCAUACAGUGCUCCGUAUAGCUAUCCCGUGUCAACACGUCCCCAUGCUGCCCAAAUGACACACAAGCGGUGCAGGCAUAAUGUCGUCCCAGAUGAGGGCGGACACCAGGGCCGCCUUUCCUGAUGCGGCCUAUAAUAUCAUUGUGCAACCAAAACCAAUCGCCUCAGCCUCGAUUUGCAAACAGAGAGGCGAAGAGACGAGGCUGAUUCACGACAGGGGGCGAUUUCAACUGCACGAAGCCUCUCAUGCUUGCAUGUUGACAGUGUCGCACUUCUUGACAGCAUAGAACGUGAUCUCAUCACACGGCAGCACGUACUAGCGUGGUGAUCAUGGGUCGCCGGGAAUGUUUUUGCACAGGAUAGCAGUAGCUUCCAAGACAUGUCUUUCAACUUGAACGGAUGGCCGGACAAAGAAGGACGCACUUUCAACUACAAUCCGACCUCGAUGCAGAUGUUAUGGAAGCGAAAUGAAAUCGCGAUCGACUUGAAUAUUCAGAGUGUGUCCGUGCGGCUGCGUCCUCAGAUGCAGGUAGGCGAAGAUCAAAAAGAGGGACGUACUGGUUAGCUCAUUCAGAAAAGCGAUUUGCCCUUGAUCUUGUCAUCUUCGUCAAUGCCAAAAAAAUGGAAAAUAGCUCCUCAUUUAUGUGAUGCAUCUAGCAAAUGCAAAUGGAUUCCUCUUGUUAGAAAUCGCGAACGAGGCUAGGCCCUUCAUCGCAGACCACGCAGGUGAACCGCUUGCCGUGUUGUACUCGUGAAAAUUAUUGCAGUUGCCGUAACCACUCGGACACAUUCAAUGUCGAUCAAGAAUUUCCUUUCACAAAAGUGUGGGCCUAACGCGAACGACAAGUUGCCCACAGACUACAACUCCGUGGGGCUCUGCGGCGAUCCUCGGCAGAACUCGAAGCAGUGCGGUGCCGAUGGGAUGAAAGUGAAUUCGAAAGAUCCGUCGCAAAAGUGGGACCCGGACGAUUUUGAGCAGCAGCCCAUGCGGUACGCACUGACGGACGUGGAUUUCGCCCUUGUUGCACUGUCCAGUCCCCACGCCAAUCAGUUUCGAGCCGGUCUGGCCUAUCACAUUGUAAUCGGCAUCGGCACUCACCACAAUGGAUUCUACGAGUUUUAUCUGUCCGACAAAUUGAUCGACCACGAACUUCCCAACGCCGAAGCCCAAAAAGCCCUGGACGAAAAUCCACUGUGGCGGUCCGACCCGAGCCUCCGGAAUUGCGGUGCCAAAAAGUCCGAUGCGGACUGCCAACCCCGACUUGCGGGCCAGGAAGGCCGGUGGUACACGCCUCCACUGGAAAAGGGAGAGCACACGUUUUCGAGCGAUGAGCAGGCGGAAACGGAUCUGCAAUAUGACCAACAGGUGCAAAGUUUCCAUUUCAUGUAUUACGACAUUCCCCGUAAUUUCGAGUGCCAACAUUGCACGCUGCAAUGGGUCUGA
This is a messenger RNA of Amoebophrya sp. A120, 1920 nucleotides long. Lineage: Eukaryota; Dinophyceae; Syndiniales; Amoebophryaceae. The record is from the annotation of a GenBank genome assembly.